AUGGAGAUCUCAGAUAGCGCGGGCUCCCCCUCUGGGCUGCUGCGGUAUUACACGGAGAUCUCAGGGAGCGCAGGCUCCCCUGCAGGCUUACUGCCCGUGAUACGGGAGAUCUCAGAUGGCGCGGAGGGCUCCCCUCUGGGCUGCUGCGGUAUUACACGGAGAUCUCAGAUAGUGCGGGCUCCCCCUCUGGGCUGCUGCGGUAUUACAUGGACAUCUCAGAGAGCGGGCUCCCCCUCUGGGCUGCUGCGGUAUUACAUGGAGAUCUCAGAUAGCGCGGGCUCCCCCUCUGGGCUGCUGCGGUAUUACACGGAGAUCUCAGAUAGCGCGGGCUCCCCCUCUGGGCUGCUGCGGUAUUACACGGAGAUCUCAGAUAGCGCGGGCUCCCCCUCUGGGCUGCUGCGGUAUUACACGGAGAUCUCAGAUAGCGCGGGCUCCCCCUCUGGGCUGCUGCCGUAUUACAUGGAGAUCUGA
Molecule: messenger RNA, 471 nt
Organism: Pelobates cultripes (western spadefoot toad)
Lineage: Eukaryota; Metazoa; Chordata; Amphibia; Anura; Pelobatidae
Source: the annotation of a GenBank genome assembly